Molecule: messenger RNA, 1578 nt
Organism: Naegleria lovaniensis
Lineage: Eukaryota; Heterolobosea; Eutetramitea; Acrasida; Naegleriidae
Exons: 2
Coding region: 1-1578 (525 amino acids)
Source: RefSeq, a predicted model, not a curated record
AUGAGAAGUCUGGAUUGGGCUCUUCGGUUGCUUGAUGAUAUUUACAAUGCUAGAUAUCAGUGCUUCUUGUCGGAGCUAGCUUCUCCAGAUGGUACCUUAGAAACCUUUUCGUCAUUUGUUUUCAACCAUUUGUCCAAAAAACUUGGAUUGGAGAGCCUUGUAAAACAAACCACCACAGAGUUGUUGGAAUGUGUAAAAUAUUAUCGAGAAGAAAACAAACAGUUAGAGUUAUUUGGACUCUUUCUUACUCCGUACUAUUCUGCUGUGGACUUGAUGUUCUUUCUGUACUGUCGAUCCCAAGUGAUUAAUGAAUGCAUCGAAGGAGACAGAAUUCCUUACGUGAACAGAUACAAGAGAGUGAAAUUAGGAGUGGUACCUCAUUAUGUACCACUAUCAAGAUUAGCCUAUCUCAUCAAAAGGUCGUUGCGAGACCAACCAAGGCAACUAGUUGCUAAUUGUAUGAAUGAGUUCAAAAAGCUGCUGUCAAAAAAGAAAGACAAAGAAUUCAAGAAGAAAGAUUCAAGAUUUUACAGAGAAGAAAACAUAGAAUUGUAUGAAUUUUUAAUCAUUCUGUUGGUGAAUUAUAAGGCGUUUAGAGAUUCCAAGAAUUCAGCAGAUCAAUAUUUCUUUUAUACCAUUCUUCCAGAAGAGGGAUUUAAAUCGUCAAAGAGACUAGUAGAUUCUUCUGGCAAAGAUGUUGUUUUAAAAGGAGACGCCACCUACAACAACUUGUUGUUUGAUCUAAAUACUGAAGCAGAUAUGAUGGAUCAAAGAAAACAGCGAAAGCAAGAGAGACAAAACAAAUUAGAUAUAACAUCAGAGGAAAAUGAUCUAAUGAACAAAUUUCUGACAAAUACUUCAACCAUUAUUUCUCCUGCCCUAUCAGGAUCUAAAAAAGGAAAGCUAGGCACAAUGCUCGCUGAAGAAGCUGUGAAAGCCGAGAAAAACGAUAGCCUGGUUAAAGAAUUGAGCCAGUUGCCUUUGGAUGACUUACUUGACCAUCUUUCACACAGCAAUACUUUUGAAGAAAGCCUGAGAUCGUCGAACCAUUUAAACAACAUCGUUACAGAUUUCAACGAACAAGAAGAUGAUGACGAAGAUGAAGAGUCACUCCUACAACAGUUACAAGAUACUAUUGCGAAACUUGAGAAGAAAAGGUCCAAGAAAGGAGCAAGGGACUCUUUAAAUUCAGAAGAUGAAUUUAAGGAUCAGUUGUUGAGGAGAUCUACUUCCCUUUCUGUCACAAACCACUCUUCCUUGAAUGAUCAGGACAGCUCUUCUUAUCAAGAUUUGGAAUCUAUUUCGAUUGGCGAAGGCUAUGAAUUGGAUGAUGAAGAAUUUUUAGAUGACGAUGAGAAUCAUCACAUCGUCCAUGAAAAAGAGCACACCCUUAAACAAUUGAAAGAAAAGCUACCAAGAAAGGAUUACUAUGAAUUGAGAGAAGAAGAACAGGAAGAUAUGGUUCCUUCUUCCCCUGCACACUCACGAAUUUCUCAAGAGGUUCUUCAGCAGCCCUCUCCAGUUGGUUCAAAUGGUAUUCUGCUUUCUCCUUCAAUUUCUCCUAAUUGCAAUCAAUAA